AUGAGCAUUUUAUCAUCAUUAAUUUCAAUUUCAAACCCAAUGAAAUCAAGCAAAUCAAGUGUUGCAAAUGGUGGUGGAUCAAGUUUAUCAAUGGGUUCUAAUUCAAUUGCAUGUGGUUCAUGUGGUAGUAAUGGUGGUAAUGGUAGAAAAAGAUUACCUUCUGAUUAUACUAACAUUGAUUCUAAUGCAGGUUCAUAUACAACUGCAUCAGGAUCAACUUACAGUUAUAGUUAUAGCUAUGGUUAUUAUUCUGGUUCAUGUGGUUGUAAUUAA
Dictyostelium discoideum AX4 is the source of this 273-nucleotide messenger RNA. Its product is annotated as hssA/2C/7E family protein. Lineage: Eukaryota; Evosea; Eumycetozoa; Dictyosteliales; Dictyosteliaceae. The record is from RefSeq and is a predicted model, not a curated record. The transcript is spliced from 2 exons. Bases 1 to 273 code for a protein of 90 amino acids.